This is a messenger RNA of Cannabis sativa, 1508 nucleotides long. RefSeq names its product AP2-like ethylene-responsive transcription factor At1g16060. The transcript is spliced from 8 exons. Bases 208 to 1305 code for a protein of 365 amino acids. The record is from RefSeq and is a predicted model, not a curated record. NCBI's taxonomy places the organism in Eukaryota, Viridiplantae, Streptophyta, Magnoliopsida, Rosales, Cannabaceae. Gene Ontology annotation, molecular function: DNA-binding transcription factor activity; DNA binding. Gene Ontology annotation, biological process: regulation of DNA-templated transcription.
AAAAAUUAAAGCCAACAUAUAUAAAUAUACAUAUAUAUACACCAUUUUUGUUCACAAUAACAAGUUACAACAAAAGCAAAGAGAUUAGUAGCCGUUUGGAGAGACGGCAAAGAAAAAAACCACAGUCCAAUUUAAGCCGGCUAGCUAGGAAGUAGUACCACUACUAAUAUUAUUAUUAGUACUACUCAACUAAAGAAGUUAAAAUUAAUGGCUAAGAUCUGCCGGAAAACCCAGAAGAAUAGUCCAUCAACGGCUGAGAUUAAUAAAACCACAAACAAAGGUAAUAAAUCAUCAUCAUCAUCUAAGGUGAAGAAAAGAACUCGAAAAAGUAUACCUCGAGACUCUCCUCCUCGUCGUAGCUCCAUUUACAGAGGUGUCACAAGACAUCGUUGGACAGGUAGAUAUGAAGCUCAUUUGUGGGAUAAAAAUUGCUGGAAUGAUUCUCAAAAUAAGAAAGGAAGACAAGGAGCUUAUGAUGAUGAGGAAGCUGCAGCACAUGCAUAUGAUUUGGCAGCAUUGAAGUACUGGGGACAAGACACAGUUCUUAAUUUUCCAUUAUCAACAUAUGAAGAAGAGAUGAAGGAAAUGGAGGGUCAAUCUAAAGAAGAAUAUAUUGGAUCUCUUAGAAGAAAAAGUAGUGGGUUUUCACGAGGAGUUUCCAAGUACAGGGGAGUGGCAAGACACCACCAUAAUGGAAGAUGGGAAGCACGAAUUGGAAGAGUAUUUGGAAAUAAGUAUCUUUACUUAGGAACCUAUGCUACACAAGAAGAAGCAGCCACAGCUUAUGACAUGGCAGCAAUUGAGUACCGUGGACUUAACGCCGUUACAAAUUUUGAUUUAAGCCGUUACAUAAAGUGGUUACGUCCAACAACUCAAGAUAACGUCCCUAGCAAUAUUUUCCAACCAAACCCUAAUGAAGACCUAAUAAUUAAUCCAAACCCUAACCCUAAUGAAGGACUAGGGUUACCAAGCUCAAGUAGUGUUGAUGAUUUGGUUGCGGUGGGGGCGCCGACAUGUAAUAGUGGUUGCGCGGGGGCGCCUUCGUCGGCCUUAGGGCUUUUACUUCAAUCCACUAAGUUCAAAGAAAUGCUUGAGAGAACUAAUUUGGGAGUGGAUUGCCCAUCAUCAACUUCGUCCGAGACUGAGCCACCACGCGGCCGGAGCUUCCCGGAGGACAUACAAACAUACUUUGAUUGCCAAGAUUCUUGUAGCUAUACAGAGGGAGAUGACAUUCUUUUUGGUGACUUGGGAAACACGUUUCCUAUCAAUGCACCAAUGUUUCAUUGUGAAGAACUUGAUGCAUAGAGAGAAAGACAAACACAACACAACUAUUAUUAUUAUUGGAACGCAUGAUCUAAUUAUAAGACUUUGCGAACCAUUUUUAUUUACAUUUUGUGAAUAGAGAGGAAAGCAAUUAGUGAUUUGAUUAUUAAAUGAUCAUUGUUAUUAAUUUACAUUGCAAUAUCAAGACAAGGUAAAUAAAAUUCAAGUAUAUCAAUUUUUAUUAG